This is a messenger RNA of Callorhinchus milii (elephant shark), 2556 nucleotides long. RefSeq names its product D-aspartate oxidase (gene ddo). Bases 287 to 1318 code for a protein of 343 amino acids. Gene Ontology annotation, molecular function: D-amino-acid oxidase activity; FAD binding. The transcript has 7 exons. NCBI's taxonomy places the organism in Eukaryota, Metazoa, Chordata, Chondrichthyes, Chimaeriformes, Callorhinchidae. The record is from RefSeq and is a predicted model, not a curated record.
CUGUCGGUGGAGGGGGAACCGACGGUCGUGCGGACGGUUUGUCGUCCCCCGUCCCCCCCGAGGCUCAGGCACUGUAUUGGCCCCAAUCGUCCUCAUGAAACCAAUUUCCCACCGUGUCUGCGGAGCUUCCCGAUGGCUUUCUAAUGAUAUAAUUGUCCUGGCAUUUGGUAGAUGUUAAAGAUCCCAGGGUAUUGAAGAGAAAAUGGAAUUUCUCCCCAUUCAUAGCAUUGAUCCCAGAUAAACUUGGCCAUUCGCUUCGUGGAUAUUUGUGGCAUAUUGCUAGAUCAUGGAUAAGGUUCGAAUUGCUGUGAUCGGAGCUGGAGUUGUGGGUUUAUCUACUGCUGUUUGUAUUGUAGAGUCCAUUCCAAAUUGCUCUGUCACUGUGAUUGCAGAAAAGUUUACCCCAAACACCACCAGUGAUAUAGCUGCAGGAAUUCUCAGCCCACACUUCUCUCCAGAGACACCGAUCCAUUGUCAGAAGCGUUGGUUUGGAGACACUUUCGCUCAUGUGUUAUCAAUUGGUCAGUCAGCAGAUGCUCCAAUUAUUGGUGUUGAAUUCUUGUCUGGGUGGGAGAUAUUUAAGGAGCCUCCAAAGGAACGGUUUCCCUUCUGGUCUGAUAUGGUGCUGGGAUUCCGUACUAUGACUGAUGUUGAACUGAGGAGAUUUACAGGAGCCAAGUUUGGCUGGAUGUACACCACUUUGAUUUGUGAAUGUAUCUCCUAUUUGCCCUGGUUGGAGAAAAGGUUAAAGGAUGCUGGAGGCCAAUUGCAGGCUGCAAAAAUCCAGGAUUUCUGGGAACUGGAUGGCCAGUAUGACAUCAUUGUGAACUGUUGUGGCAUUGGAGCAAAAGCACUUACUGGUGAUCCAAAAAUACAUCCUGUAAGAGGUCAGGUUCACAAGGUCCAUGCACCCUGGCUGAAACACUUCAUCCGUACAGAUGAUGGCCGGAGUUACAUCUAUCCAGGGAUCUCCUCUGUUGUUGUGGGUGGAACAAGGCAAAACGAUGAUUGGCGAAUGUCAGUAGAUCCAUUUGAUAGCAAGGAUAUAUUUGAAAGAUGUUGUGCUUUGGAACCGACUCUUAAGCAUUCUUCCAAGCUGUUUGAAGCGGUAGGUCUGAGGCCAGCCAGAGCAGUUUUGCGUUUGGAGAAGGAGAAGCUAGAACGCCGCGGGCGACAAAUGUGUUUGGUGCACAAUUAUGGCCAUGGUGGGGCCGGGGUUUCAUUCCACUGGGGAACAGCGAAGGAAGCUGCUGAGUUGGUGAAAGAUUUUGUGAUAGAAAUGAGACCGACUGGCAAAUACAGCAAAUCCAAACUGUAAAGUAGAAUGAUAAUUGAGCUGUCCCGCCCGGGCUGUUUGUCAUAUAGACAACAGCUCAUUGUUAUAUCAGGGUUAUCCCAUCAAUACUGGGGGUUGGAGGGGCAACAUCUCCAUCUUGACAAUUUGUUUGGAGAAACCAAAAUGUUGAACGUUGUUCAAGAAUACUGUAGUGCUUAAUGCUUACAACAGGAUGUGUACAACAGGCUUGUUACAACUCGCCUAGGUUUUAUUUUUAUACAUUUUUAAAAAGAUAGCAAACAUGAUGAAGAAUUGAGAUUUUCACUCACUCUAUUUGCCUUUGACCAGGUUAGAAUUCUCUACAUAAGUGUUAGCAUGUGAACCAUCAGCUUAUCUAGAGAAUAGCUGAUUAUUCAGCACGUUAGACAUUAACGUUAGCACUGAUGGUAAGUAAGAUAAAUGGGUGCUUCGAUUCUAAUUCAUUAGAGAAUUCUCUUGGUCUGCUCUGCAACUAGCAUUGAUAAUAUUUAUAUGGAGGAAACUGAUAUUCUAUUGUCAAUGUUUAUUGCAAAGCAAAAUACAUUUUUAGAAAAUCAGACUACAGAAAUUGUAUUUUUCUAUGAACAAAUUUAUGCCUUAAACUAAUAGUAAGAAAAUAAUGUAAAGAUACUUUACAAUUUAAAUACUUAAUUUAUUAAAUUGGAAGUUAGUCAAGUUAAUUUGUGGGUGAUCUAGUCAAUAAAUUGGAAUGGUAUUGGAUCUCAGAUCUCAAAUAUAAUUAAUCUCACAGUUUGAAGUUUUUGCAAAUGUAUACUAAGAAUUGUAUGGUACAAGUUUAGAAGCUGAAUUAAUAGUAAUCCUUGCAUUUGAAGUAUUUCUCAUAGGGAGAAUGUCUGAAAGAGCUUUACAGGAUUUUCUGUAAAGUGUAGUGACUGUUUUUCAUUUCUAGUGAAUGGGAUGUCUUGGGUUGACCUCCUGACUCGAAAGUUGCUAUAUAAAUGCAACUUGUUGUUGUUUGUUGUUGAAUCAUUUUUGCCUUAAUACAGAUAUCUUUCAAUCGCUUUUUAUCGGUUGUGGAAUUGUAUCAUUCUAAUGUAAAAUCAUAAUAAAUACAUUUAUUUAAAUUCAAGAAGUAAUAAAACAAAAGUACUUUAAUAAAUUACAUAAACCUCCGCUUGUAUGUAUCUUGUUUUCCUCAAUGUUUACCUAGAUUGAUGUUUUCUGGUGUGUUCGGUAUGAACAAUUUGUUUCAAUAAAUUGGAAGAAAUCCAUGGAAGAUA